AAGACGAUUCAGAGAGUAGCACGGAUAUUUUCCUUACUGAAUCGAUUUGAUUACAUACUUUCAAUACUACCGAAAGAUGUUUUUACUAACAUGGAUUAUUUAAUUUUAAAUAACAAAGCCAUCCAUGCCAUCUCCUCGCAUCAAAUGCGGAAGACCUCUUUGUUCCCCAUGAACUUUCUUGCAAAUCCACGGGUAACAAAGCUGACACAUAUCAAAUUCUCUUUCAGCAUUAUUCAUCACUAUAAUCAAAGCCAUUGACUACCGUUCAUUCCAAUCCAACUCAAACUACACAACACGACAUGCCAUGUCAUCUAACUCUCCACCCUCCAAAAUAACAACACCCAUCCAAACCCCAAGCCAUAAAAACUAUGCAGCGUGCAACUAUCCUAACGCAAGCCCAUCUCUCCCAUCUCUCUCGGCUAUUCACCAUGGCCAACCGACUGAACUACUGCUUCUUCUACCUCUCUCUCAUCAUCUCAAUCUACACCCGGGUCCUCCCAGAAAACACACCGCUUCUCACGAGCACCGAAAUGCCGCUGCAAGUUCUUCCACUCGUCGAAAACCUUCAAAAGAUAUCCCAAAGAUUUCUCGAAGAAAUCGGGUUACGAUCCGCCAAUCCCGCACCGCUGCCCCCCGCCAAACCCUCGAAUCCAGAUGAUCGAAUCCCCCCGGAUCCAUCUGCAAAUCCUCCCGACGAUCCCUCCGACCACUCAUCAUACCACACACCCGACCCAUCCUCUUCCUCCUCAAAUUCUGAUAGUUUCCACACGCCCCCCUCCCCAGACCAGGAAUCCUCGCUCUCGAAACGCGAUAUCCGUGAAUCGGAAGCGCGGCUUGCGCAUUUUUAUCAGUCGUUGAAGAAGACGCCGAAAAGCAUUAGGCGGAAUAAGUGGAGAGAAGAUCCGAGGUUGGGGGGGUUGAAGAAUCAGGUUUUUGAGGGGAUUUUGGGGGUUGGCGGGUUUGGUAGUGUUUGUAUGUUUUUAUUUUACUUUUCUUCUUGCUUGGCUUUUCGUUUGAUUUUUUUUUUCUGGAGAGGAGUUGAAAAGGGGGAGGAUUUGGUUUCCUUGACUCUGAGGAAGAGAGAGAAAAUUUGAGUUUUGAGAAAGAAGCAAAUAGAGAGAAUCAGGGAUCCAGCAUUCUCGCUACCCCUAUCCUAUCCACAAAUACUCCAACCCCAAAAUACAUAAGCUAACCGUAUCUCCCCACCCCUAGUCCUCGUCCUCAACACCCUCACCCAAAAACGGUACGCUCUAAAAAUCCAAUCCGAAACCGCCGACCA
Molecule: messenger RNA, 1279 nt
Organism: Botrytis cinerea B05.10
Lineage: Eukaryota; Fungi; Ascomycota; Leotiomycetes; Helotiales; Sclerotiniaceae
Exons: 1
Coding region: 369-1094 (241 amino acids)
Source: RefSeq, a predicted model, not a curated record